This is a messenger RNA of Microtus ochrogaster (prairie vole), 1281 nucleotides long. RefSeq names its product mal, T cell differentiation protein like (gene Mall). The record is from RefSeq and is a predicted model, not a curated record. Gene Ontology annotation, cellular component: membrane. Lineage: Eukaryota; Metazoa; Chordata; Mammalia; Rodentia; Cricetidae. Gene Ontology annotation, biological process: myelination. Gene Ontology annotation, molecular function: structural constituent of myelin sheath.
UUUCCUCAGGGCGGUGGAAAAAUGAAGGCGACGUCCCUCGUCCGAUGGGUGUGUCUGACGGGCGGGAGGUGAUACUCGAACAGCUGCGGGCGCGGGCGAGUGCUGCGGAGCAAGGGUAAGGGUGCCGGCACAGGUGACAGCAUGGCUUCCCCGGACUCACAGGCCACCACCUACGCUCCGCCCGCCGUGCCCUCGGGGGUCGUUGCCGUGCUCCUCACCAUCCCCUUUGCCUUCUUCCUACCGGAGCUGGUAUUUGGCUUUUUGGUCUGGACUCUGGUGGCCGCCACGCAUGUAUCGACACCCUUGCUGCAUGGAUGGGUGCUGUACGUGUCACUCACCUCGUUCCUCAUCUCCCUGAUGUUCCUGUUGUCCUACCUGUUGGGCUUUUACAAGCGAUUUGCGUCCUGGAGAGUCCUGGACAGUCUGUACCAUGGAACCACAGGCAUCCUGUACAUGAGUGCCGCCGUCCUGCAAGCACACGCCACUAUUAUGUCUGAACAGAAAAACAUAAACGAGUACUACAUCAACACUGCAGCUUCGUUCUUCGCCUUCCUCACCACCCUGCUCUAUAUUCUGCACGCCUUCAGCAUCUAUUACCACUGAAGGGCCAAGGAACCAAAGCCAGUGAGACUCGCUUUCCAGAGGCCGUGUGUGACUGUCCCCAAAGCAGGUCUUGCCGUUUGCCAUCCGGGUGAUAAACACAAGUCCAGCAAGCCACCCACCAGACCGUCUUUCUGGAAUGUGUGCAGAGGCCCACUUCGGCAUUUGUCUCUCUGGACAUUCUUACUCCUCACGGUGACUAUGAGGAAACUGGUCCCCCACCAAUGAUGACUGGCCCCUCCCCUGAAAAUCCACCCCGCCCUCCACCCUUCGCCUUGAAGAUGACUGCCUCUUGAAGUUACUUACCGUGAAUUCAGCUCUUCUAGAAAAACAACUUUGAACCCCUCACCAGUCAAAAUACCAGCUCUGCCAUCACUCCUGUUUAGGAUCUCUUGUCUCGGCAAUGGUGCUCCCCACGAUAGGUUUAGGAAUAGUCAAUCUUAGUUUCUAAGAUCAGCAAGGCUCCAUGAAGGCCUGUAGGUCUAACAUAGCACCCUUAUGCAGACCUCCCUUGUAGCUACUGCUGCUACCCUGGAGCGGCUGUCCCCCCUCUGCCUUCUUCCUCCCGUCCCGCCCCUGCUUCCUCCGCACAUAAAACCAACUCAGAGGGUGCAUUUAUGGAAGAAACAGCGGUUGGGCUUGGGGAGUCAAAAUGGGAACGACAAGCCAGUUAAUGCCUAG